AUGAUGUGGCUCUACGUCCAAAGGCCUUUGCGCUUCUUCUACUUCCUAGCAUCAUCCUCAGACCUCCGGAGGCUGGAGCGGGGAGAGAAAGAGGGGGUCGCGCAGCCCAGCGUGGACAGCAGUACUAUGGGAAGGAAGGACAACGACUGUGGUUCCUGGAGAGAUGGUGAUGACCCCAAGACAGACCUCCACACAGACGGACAGACCGGACGCUUCGACCGGCGAGCACACCGCACCGCCACAGAAACCGAUAACUCGCCUGAGGACGACUCGCUGCGCCUUGAAUCUGCUCUUCUCGGUGACAGCGCCGUCAGUGCUGACGAUGACGGAGUAAAGAGGAGUCGCAAGGGAGAGAGCGUUGAGGACGAUGAGGAGGAGGGCCACCUGGUCUAUCACGUCGGCCUUGUGAUGAAAGAAAGAUAUGAGGUGGUCUCUACGCUGGGAGCAGGAGCCUUUGCAAAAGUGGUGGAGUGUAUUGACCGGGACAAAGAUGAGCAUGUAGCUGUGAAGAUUGUGAGGAACACGGAGUGUUUCCGUGACGUAGCGAGGUCUGAGAUAGCAGUGCUGGAGGCGAUCAACAGCCUGGAUGAUGACAACAGAUUUGCCUGCGUGAGGAUGCUGGACUGGUUCGAGCACGAAGGUCACAUCUGCAUCGUGUUCGAGCUGCUCAGCCUCAGCACCUUCGAGUUCCUCCGACGGAACGAGUUCCUGCCGUUCAGUGUGGAGCAGAUCCGGCACAUGGCCUUCCAGAUCUUCAGAGCCGUCUGCUUCCUGCAUCGAAACAAGCUGACCCACACAGACCUGAAACCGGAGAACAUCCUGUUCGUGUGCUCUGACUGCGACUACGAGUACAACGAUGAGACGAAGAGGAAACUGAGGAGCCUGGAUGUGAAGGUGGUGGAUUUCGGCACCGCCACAUUUGACCAUGAACACCACGAAUCCCUGGUGUCGACACGCCACUACCGAGCUCCAGAGGUCAUCCUGGAUCUGGGCUGGAACCAGUCGUGUGAUGUUUGGAGUCUGGGCUGCGUUCUCAUGGAGUUUUACCUGGGACGUACACUCUUCCCCACCCACGACAGUAAAGAACAUCUGGCGAUGAUGGAGAAAGUCCUGGGACCGAUCCCCCCCCACCUGCUGAAACAGACCAGAAAGCAGCACUUCGUGCACAACGAGCGUCUGGACUGGGACGAGCACAGCUCCUCUGACGAUUACAUCGGGAAACACUGUAAACCGCUCAAGCAGUACAUGCAGAGGAAGAGCGAGGAGGAGAGGCAGCUGUUCGACCUGCUCGGCUGCAUGCUGGAGUACGACGUCCGCAGACGGAUCACCCUGGAGGAGGCGCUGUGGCACCCGUUCUUCAGCCCAAUGAGGACGCAGAAGCAUCAGCGCAGUUAG
Xiphias gladius (swordfish) is the source of this 1395-nucleotide messenger RNA. Its product is annotated as dual specificity protein kinase CLK4-like. The transcript is spliced from 13 exons. The coding region runs from base 1 to 1395 and encodes 464 amino acids. Gene Ontology annotation, molecular function: protein tyrosine kinase activity; ATP binding. Gene Ontology annotation, cellular component: nucleus. Gene Ontology annotation, biological process: regulation of RNA splicing; protein phosphorylation. Lineage: Eukaryota; Metazoa; Chordata; Actinopteri; Istiophoriformes; Xiphiidae. The record is from RefSeq and is a predicted model, not a curated record.